AUGGGUAAGAAGACCAAAGCGAAAACCCAUGUAAGAGAUGGCAUCAUGGACUUCAUUCAUCGUCUGAAGGACUUCUUGCAAAAACCUGGACCGAUCGAUGGAAAUCAAAUGAAAAUUCGAUUGGAAAAACUGGAAGAGAAAUGGAAAGAAUUCGAAGAAAUACAAUGCGAAAUCGAAUUCUCAGAGGAACAAGAGGAGAACAUGGAGCUCCACAGCCAAGUCACCACAGAGUUUGAGGAGAAAUAUUUUGAGGAAAGGGCAGGGCUAGAGAUCUUCAAAGAAUCCAGUACAACCACCAAAUUUCGGGUGGUAUUUGAUGGGUCUGCAAAAACGACAACAAACCGUUCCCUUAAUGAUGCGCUGCUCACAGGUCCCGUGAUUCAAGACGAUCUUUUCGAAUUGAUGAUUCGAUCCCGAAAAAAUGCAGUUGCUCUGGUGGCCGACAUCGAGAAGAUGUACAGGCAAAUACGUGUGCAUCCUGACGAUGCUUGCCUGCAGAGAAUCCUAUGGCGAUUCACAUCUUCAGAGAGCAUAAAGGUGUACGAGCUUCAAACGGUCACUUACGGGUUAUCUCCCUCAUCUUUCAUCGCUACUCGCGUGCUUCAACAGCUUGGUGUGAGCUACAGCGAUAAAUUCAAAUUGGCGUCCUAUGCUGCACAAGAGGAUUUUUAUAUGGACGAUUUUCUGUCUGGCACCGAUUCAGUUGAAAAAGCAAAGCAAUUACUCCACGAAAUGCAGUGA
Messenger RNA from Toxorhynchites rutilus septentrionalis, 741 nucleotides. RefSeq lists its product as uncharacterized. Bases 1 to 741 code for a protein of 246 amino acids. Lineage: Eukaryota; Metazoa; Arthropoda; Insecta; Diptera; Culicidae. The transcript is spliced from 2 exons. The record is from RefSeq and is a predicted model, not a curated record.